Molecule: messenger RNA, 1425 nt
Organism: Fusarium sp. VM40
Lineage: Eukaryota; Fungi; Ascomycota; Sordariomycetes; Hypocreales; Nectriaceae
Source: the annotation of a GenBank genome assembly
AUGUUAUCCCUUAAAGGCCUUCUGAAUCCUGCCCCGUCCGGCGAAGAGGAUGCUUCCCCUUUCUGUCGACCAAGUCCCACGCCCGAGUUUCUACCAGUCCCGAACAACGGAGAGUCUUCUAAUCAAGCAAGAGAUCGUUCUAUGCUAUCUAGAUUCAAGGACCCAAACAACAUGGCCAAGUCAAAGCUGCGUGGUCAAGUCAGAUUUUCCCCUUUCGAAAACCUGAACGAGGUGGCUUUGCAUGAAAUUCACAGAUUUCGAGUCACCCCGUUUGGUCACAUCCAGGAAACAUGCCUUCAUAUCCCAUAUAACAGUGGCAAAAAGGACUUCUUCGAAAAGACUGGGCGAGAGAGCUUUGAGGUCUUCAAAUACGAGUUUGCUCUUCCCGGAGAGAGCGCUGAGUAUCCUGUAAUGUGGGAUUAUAAUAUUGGUCUUGUUCGCAUGACCCCUUUCUUCAAAUGUCGCGGCUAUGGAAAGACGAUGCCAGCGAAGAUGUUGGGCCUUAAUCCCGGCCUCAAAGAGAUUACACAUAGCAUUACUGGAGGUUCUAUAGUUGCUCAAGGCUACUGGAUGCCAUACCAGUGUGCCAGAGCUAUCUGCGCAACCUUUUGUUAUCCCAUCGCUGGGGCUUUGAUACCCAUAUUUGGCCCGACGUUUCCAAACACUUGCAUCCCUCCCAAUAACCCUGAAUUCGGCAGAAUGAUUAUCGAUCCGCAGUUGAUCACCGACGCUACGCGUGAAGCCGAGAUGGCUCGGCGUAUGCACAUGAAUACAAUCCCACCUAGCUUCCACGGCGCUACAAGUUUCCCGAGAAACGAUCGGAGUAUUUCUCAAGGCAUCCAUUCACAAGAAGAACGCCGGCAUCAGUAUAGACCGCGUCUGUUUUGUGACCCAGCGUGGGCGGUGGAAAACGACACCGACCACCCCUACAUGUCUGCCCCUAACUCGGCGUCGAGUAACGGAUCAGGGUUACCUGGAUACAUGAUGACAUCUCGACCGGGCUCUAGCUGGACUCCUGCGAACCAACGGAGUCCCGAGCCCAACCCUUGGCUCAGUGCCAUACCUCGCGAUACGCAUUCGCAGCAAGAAAUAACUCUUCCCACCGCUGCGUGGGGGCCUAAACGCCGAUUCGGCGAUGAGGACUGGGGAUCUAGCUAUAGAGGAAGUGCCAGUCCCAUUGUCAGUACAACGUCUAUUGUCAUGACCCCGGAAGCCAGCCCUGUGACAGAGCGAGUGAUCAAGGUGCCUACCGCCGCAACAGAUAUGGCCCAGAAGAACGCGGCCUUGCUUCUAUUAAAUCUCAGCAUGCAGGAACAAGGACCCUCCGCUCCUAAUACCGUCGGCUCACCUCCAACUGUCCCCAUGGAAGAACCGGCGUUGGGAGAUGAACAUCGCAGCAAAAGACACCGAGCCACACCAUUUUGA